This is a messenger RNA of Peromyscus eremicus (cactus mouse), 4229 nucleotides long. RefSeq names its product zinc finger protein 431-like. Gene Ontology annotation, biological process: regulation of transcription by RNA polymerase II. Lineage: Eukaryota; Metazoa; Chordata; Mammalia; Rodentia; Cricetidae. Bases 105 to 2063 code for a protein of 652 amino acids. The transcript is spliced from 4 exons. Gene Ontology annotation, molecular function: RNA polymerase II cis-regulatory region sequence-specific DNA binding; DNA-binding transcription factor activity. The record is from RefSeq and is a predicted model, not a curated record.
GUCAAGGUGUAAGUUCGUUGGCGCUAAGCUGAGGGGGACUGUCGUGUUUCUCGUGCUGCGCUGGGGCCCACUGUGAGGAGAGCCGAGCGAGCUCCUGCUAUGCCAUGGAUGCAGUGACCUAUAAGGAUGUGCAUGUGAACUUCACUCAUGAAGAGUGGGCUUUGCUGGAUCCUUCCCAGAAGAGUCUCUACAAAGAUGUGAUGCUGGAAACCUGUGAGAACCUCACUGCUAUAGGCUACAAAUGGGAAGAUCAGAAUAUUGAAGAACAUUGUCAAAGUUCUAGAAGACAUGGAAGGUAUAUCAUCUGUCACUCAGGAUACAAGCCAUGUGAUCCUAAGGGAUAUGGAAAGAAGCAAUGUACCUCUCUUUCUUCCAGAAAAAUUAGAAGAUAUAUAGUAGUUCCCACUAUGAGAAGACUUUGUAAAUGUGAUACAAGUGUACAAUUAAUUGGAUUUCCAACUGCAGUGGGAAUACAUCUACAUACUUACACUGGAGAAAAGCCUCAUGAGUACAAGGAAUAUGGAAAUUCUUCUGUUUGUCCUCGUUCAUGUUGCACAUGUAAUGUGACUCACACUACAGGAAAAUUUUAUGAAUGCAAUCAAUGUCUUAAAGCUCUGAGUUCUUCUAGCUCUCUUCAAAGUGAUGAAAAAACUCAUACGGGAAAAGGAUGCCAUAAAUGUGAGCAAUGUACUAAAGUCUUUAACGAUUAUAAGUAUCUUCAGACACACAAAAAAUCCCAUAAUGAAGAAGAAACCUAUGAAUGUAAACAACUUGAUAAAUUAUUUAGAUCUGAUUCCUCUUUUCAAUUACACCAAAGACCUCUUUUGAAAAUAAAACCUUAUGAAUAUAAUCAAGGCAAUAAAGACUUUGCAUAUUACAGUCAUCUUCAAGUACCCAGAACUCAUACUAAAAAGAAACAGUAUGAAUGUCAUCAAUGUGGAAAAGCCUUUGCACGUCCUAGUCAUUGUCAAAUACAUGAAAGAACUCAUACUGGAGACAAACCCUAUGAAUGUAGUCAAUGUGGCAAAGCCUUUUCACAGAACAGUCUUCUUCAGAGGCAUGAAAGAAGUCAUUCUGGAGAGAAACCCUAUGGGUGUAAUCAGUGUGGUAAAGCCUUUGCACGAAAAAGUCAUCUUCACCGGCAUGAAAGAAGUCAUGCUGGAGAGAAACCUUAUGAAUGUAAUCAAUGUGGUAAAGCCUUUGCACAUAACAGUCAUCUUCACAGGCAUGAAAGAAGUCAUUCUGGAGAGAAACCCUAUGGGUGUAAUCAGUGUGGUAAAGCCUUUGCUCAAAAAAGUCAUCUUCACAGUCAUGAAAGAAAUCAUACUGGAGAGAAACCGUAUGGAUGUAAUCAAUGUGAUAAAGCCUUUACAUGUUCAAGUAGUCUUAAACAACAUGAAAGAAGUCAUACUGGAGAGAAACCCUAUGAAUGUCAUCAAUGUGGUAAAGCCUUUACAGAUCCUAGUAGUCUUAAACAACAUGAAAGAUGUCAUACUGGAGAGAAACCCUAUGAAUGUAAUCAGUGUGGUAAAGCCUUUGCAAGUAAUGGCAAUCUUCAAAGGCAUGAAAGAAGUCAUACUGGAGAGAAACCAUAUAAAUGUUGUCAAUGUGGUAAAGCCUUUUCAACUCGCAGUUAUCUUCAAAUGCAUGAAAGAAAUCAUACUGGAGAGAAACCCUAUAAAUGUAAUCAAUGUGGUAAAGCCUUUGCACAGAAAGGUUAUCUUCAGAAACAUGAAAAAAAUCAUACUGGGGAGAGACCCUACAGAUGUAAUCAAUGUGGUAAAACUUUUGUACAUAGCAGUCAUCUUCAAAAUCAUGAAAGAAUACAUACUAGAGAGAAAUUUCAGGAGCCUAAUAAAAGAGGCACCAGGCAAAAACUCCAUCAUUUUGGAGAUGCCAGUACUAUGGGGUGUCCACCAAGACCAUCAGCAGUGGUGAAGUGGAACCAGUCAGAGCCUAGAAGAGAAGUUUUGUGUACUAUAGAGAGUGUAGCCAGAGAAGUGACCCAAACCCUGUGGAGAAGCCCUGAAGAUUGUGAGUGUGUCCCAGUUCUUGGAUGUUGAGUUAUUUAUACUGUCAGAGUUUGGUUUUGUUUUUUUCAGGUUGUGACUACCAUGCUUCUUUCUUGAAGGGAAAAGAUAUUUAAUUUUGACUUUUUACAAGUUGAAAGAAUUUUUAAUAUGUUUGAAUUUGUAAAAAUUGUGGGACAUUUAUUAAAGUUAUUUGUGUUUUUAAUGUGAGAGCUUGUGAAUGAAUAAGAAAGGAAAGGUUGUGGCUUUUUUUUUUUUUGAGAGAGUUUUUUUUUGAGAGUUUCUCUGUGUAACAGUGCUAGCUGUCCUGGAACUCACUUUAUAGACCAGGCUGGCCUCAAACUCACAGAGAUUGCCUGCCUCUGCCUCUCAAGUGCUGGGAUUAAAGGCAUGUGCCACCAUUGCCCAGCUUAAGGUUGUGGCUUAAUAGGGAUGUGUUUCUGUGUCAAGUUGACAAGUGAUCAAUUAUACUGGCUAGUCUUGCAUCAACUUCACAUGCAAACUAGAAUUAUCUGAAAAGAGGGAAACUCAAUUGAGAAAAUACCACCAUAAGAUCUGGCUGUAAGUCAUUUUCUCAAUUAGUGAUUCAUGGGGAAGGGUUCUGGGAUCUAAAAGAAAACAGGCUGAGUAAGCCAUUGAAAGCAAGCCAGUAAGCAGUACCCCUCCAUGGCCUCUUCAUCAGCUCCUGCCUCCAGGUUCCUGCCCUGUUUAGAUUUCUGUCCUGACUUCCUUCAAUGAUGAACAGCAAUAUGGAGGUGUAGAUCAAAUAAACCCUUUCCUACCCAGUUUGCUUUUUGGUCAUGGUGUUUCAUUGCCAAAAUGCUAACAAAGACAUCCUGUCUCAAGAAAUCCAAAAAAAGGGGUUAUGGGCAGAUGACUUGGCAAUUAAGAACACUGACUGUCCUUCCAGAGGACGUAGUUUCAAUUCACAGCACCCACGUAGAAAUUUACAACUGUCUGUAAGUCCUAUUCCAGGAUAUCCAACAGCUUCACACAGACAUACAUACAAACAAAACACUUAUGCAUGUAAAAUAAACUGUUAAAAAAAAGAACAUAUCAUAUUAUGGAACUUUCUCUAAUGUAAUCUGGACUUAUCUCUACUCAACUAAAUCUUUUGUUGUCUUCAGUCACAUCAAGAGAACUGUGUUAACAAUUACAAUAAAAAGCAAUGUGCAGAGUCCAUUCACAGAGGGAUAGAAAUCCAUUCAAGCCUUCAAUAACCAAAUACCAGGGUAUUUCAUCACCUCCAUGUGAUAGAAGACAGAAAGUAAUGACACAUUUUCAUCUUCUACACUAUAAUGACAUAUUUGGCAGUUGGGGAUUUGAUUCAGUUGUAGCACUGCUGUUGGGUACCUAAGUUUGGUUCCUAGAACCCAUAUCAGAUGGCUCAAAACUACUUAUAAAGCCUUGUCCUGAAGAUCUGAUGUACUCUUCUGGCUUCCUUGGCCACCAGGUAUGCAAAUGGAGCAAAGAUAGAUAUGUGUGUGUAUGACUAUAGUUUAAAAGUGCUUUUUUUGUGUAUAUGUUGUAUUUUUUCCUAAAAUUAAAAUUAAUUUAGGUGUUAUGUCAGAACACAGUCCUUGAAAGGAGUCAUUUGAGGAGAAUUUGGAUGUUUAUGUUAGCAGUCCAAGAAAACAGGCAAGACUCUUGUGACCUCAGUUUCUUCAAAGCCAGGAAUUGUUAUGGAAUGUUUUUUUUUGUGCUCCCAGGUGUAUCGGGUGUGAAUUGACUUCAGAUUUUUUUAAAAAAAAUUUUAAGAUUUAUUUAUUAUGUAUAUAAUGUUCUGCCUGCGUGUAUUCUACAGGCCAGAAGAGGGAACCAGAUCUCAUUAUAGAUGGUUAUGAGCCACCAUGUGGUUGCUGGGAAUUGAACUCAGGACCUUUGGAAGAACAGCCAGUGCUCUUAACUGCUGAGCCAUCUCUCCAGCCCUGACUUCAGAUUUUGUAUACAACUUGACACACAAAAACAAUUCCCUAUUAACCCACUUCAAUACUCAGUAUUGCUUGCUAUUGUUAUUCAAUUAAAUGUUUGAAUUAUCCUUUAUAUACUUUUAUGGAAAAACAUUUUUGUUCCAUGUAACUUUUUUUUUUAAUCAUUGUAUACUUAUUAAACUCAUGAGAACUUUACUCAUCUUACCUUUCUUAAUCCGCAGAAUAUAAAUUGUCUGGGGCACUGAAUAAAGUUGGCUAUUGUAUGAGA